AUGGACUGGAGUGUCUCACUUAUUACCCUCCUGUUCUUCUGCCUCGAUGUUCGCUCUACCAUUCCCUUGAGAAAACAUAGCUUCGUCGCUGAGAAUGCGACGGUUACGGGGUCGUACUUGGACGUUUUGGAAGAGGUGAUGGACACUUCUCUUUCCGGUAGAAAAUUCGUCCUGUAUUUGGAUCCGACUCUGGACGCUUACUUGAUCCGGCGCCUAGUUGGGUCUUCGGCAGCACAGUCGAGGGCCAACGUUAUUGUGGACCUGAGCAGCAACGCUUCUCUCUGGUGCGAACAACAGACUUCUGACGUGAUUGGAAGUGCAGCCUACGUUCACAUCUUCGUAUUCCAAACAGAUCCGCUACCAUUUCUGCGCUCAGUAUGCCCGCGAUGGAAUCCGAAACACCUGCUUCUUUUCAGCGGAGGAUAUGGAUCCAGAGAAGUGUUGCUGAGCGAAAGUUUAGAAAGAGUCGAACGGCUCGCUCUCAUGGCGCCAUUGCUAACGAGGGUUGGCGGUUUACGAAAUAUGGGAGUUUUCAGUUUCUACCCCUUUUCUCCUGACGAUCCAGUGCGCCUCUUGGGCUCGUGGGGUUCGAUGGAAUUGUCCGGUAGCCUGCGGGACAUUUUCACGGAUCGAUUUGAGACAUUCGAGGGAUACGAAUUCCAAUUAGCAACGUGGUUCGACGACCGCCCCUACUUGUACCCCACGAAAAGUGGCCAGGAAGACCAAGGGGAUGUUGUGGUCGAGAUGCUCAGGGCAAUGGCCACCACUCUUAACUACACGUACAGUAUGACGCCGACAUCCCCGGACGACCAAUGGGGCUCGUUCCAAAACGGCUCGUGGAACGGGAUGCUCGGGAUGGUGCACAGGCGCGAGAAGAACUUCACCGUCAACUACUUCGUCAUCACGAGCGAAAGGGCGCAGUCCUUCGACGCCAGUGCCUCCUACUGGAUGGAAGGGUUCGGUAUCUCCCUGCUGCUGCCGCCACCCCUCCCGAAAUGGCGCGGGUUCUACUACCCUCUCCAGGUCCACGUUUGGUUCGGUGUCGUCUUGACCUUGGGAGUCACCAUUUCGCUGAUGACUCUUCAGGACCGUUGGCAGCCCAGACCGUUCUUAAAGAGCUUCGGAAGAGCCUGGAUUUACUUUCUGCGACUCCUGUUCAACCAAAGCUUGCCAACCCUUCCAAGUGCAAACAGCCAGAGAGUGUUUGUAGGAUGCUGGUGUUUCUACUGCUUCAUCGUGACCACGGCCUACACCGCCAAUCUGGUGGCCUUCCUUACGAUCCCCGUCUUUCCCAAAAGGAUCCAAACCGUUCGGCAGCUGGCAGAGAGUGAUUUCGGUGUAGCGAUGGUUGACUACGGGGAGUUCGUCCCUGGGGCUCUGAAGUCUUCAGGAGACCCCUACUACAGAACUCUGGGGAAGAAGCUGGAACUUCAGGAAGAGACAAAAGACGGCGUUGCUCUUGUCAUGAGAGGGACACACGCUCUUAUUGAAAGCUAUUCUUUUAGCAAGAUCGUCUUCGUCGCGGAGUUUGAGGUGAGUUUCUCUUCGAACACAUACAUGUUACGAGAGCAGCUCUACCCAGGACACCUGUGCUGGUACUUCCCAAAGAACACUGCCUGGAAGUACAAGUUUGACUCUGGUAUCCAACGGUUGGUAGAAGCCGGACUUAUUGCUCGCUGGAUCAAGCUCAAAAUCGAGGACUUCUUAGGCAGAGACUUCGAAAAGAGGCAGGAGAUGGAAGCCAAGGAGAACAAGAAGUCAGCGCUGACAUUUGAGCAUCUACAGGGCGUCUUCUUUAUCCUCGUUAUGUCGUGGCUUUCAAGCGUUGUCGUAUUCAUAACGGAACUGAUUUGGGGAAAGUUGAUUGGGCGCCAAGGUUCCCACGGUCCUAGGGCGUUUCUUAAGGGGAUUUGUCAGUAA
Molecule: messenger RNA, 1920 nt
Organism: Macrobrachium nipponense
Lineage: Eukaryota; Metazoa; Arthropoda; Malacostraca; Decapoda; Palaemonidae
Product: ionotropic receptor 21a-like
Cellular component (GO): membrane
Molecular function (GO): ligand-gated monoatomic ion channel activity
Source: RefSeq, a predicted model, not a curated record